Triplophysa dalaica is the source of this 3304-nucleotide messenger RNA. RefSeq lists its product as uncharacterized. The transcript is spliced from 7 exons. Lineage: Eukaryota; Metazoa; Chordata; Actinopteri; Cypriniformes; Nemacheilidae. The coding region runs from base 911 to 2416 and encodes 501 amino acids. The record is from RefSeq and is a predicted model, not a curated record.
UUAUGAUAACUUAUAUAUGUCAUUAACUCAGACAUAAAAUAAUGUGUUAUGAAAUUUCAACUCAAUUGUUUGAGUUUUCAAUCUUCCAAUUUAGGUUCAUAAGUUACUUCAAUGAAUCACAAAUUCCAGGUGUUUGAAUGAACUUGCCAUUUUAAAUUGAGUGGGCUACAAGUCUUUGGCGUGUUGUAUUGAGUGGAGGACAGCUCUUUGCGCAUGUGCGGGGGACUACAGACGAACAAAUUUACGCGCCAACAAGCAAACGAACUUCAAUCGGCCUGGUGCCUCAUUUUUCCCGUCAGAUAAGACGAGUCGUGUUGGCAUGAACAAGUUCGCUAUUGGUAAGUGUUUGUGUUUUGUAGAUAUUAAGAAUGGGCAUUGAUGAAACCAAUAACGUGGUAUGUGCUGUGCUACAACUGUGAUGUCAUUUAAGCAAGGCACGUUUCAGCGACCGUUAACGUUAGCUAGAAAACUAGCAGUUCAGUCUUUUAGUUCAGUCAGAGACGGUUGAUAAAGCGUUAUCUGAAAUCUACCAGCAUUUAUCUGAAAUCUAAAGCUUUUGUAACAUUAAACACUACCGUUCAAAAGUUUGGGUCAGUAAGGAUUUUUAUUUUUGGGGAAAGAAAUAAAAUAAAUCAAUACUUUUAUUCAUCAAGAAUGAGUUAAAAUGAUCAGAUUGAGUGGAGGACGGCUCUUGGCGCAUGUGCGGGGGACUAACGUACCGACGAAGCCAGGCCUCGAGAAGAACAAAUUUACGCGCCAGCAAGCAAACGAACUUCAAUCGGCCGGGUGCCUCAUUUUCCCGUUAGAUAAGACGAGUCUUGUUGGCAUGAACAAGUUCGCCAUUGGUGUUUUGUGAUUUACCAGGCUCAGCUACUCAUUUGAUGAAGUGGACUUGCUGAAGUGAUCCACGAUGCUGCUGCGAGUUGUCCUCUCUGAUAUGGAUAUCAGGCGCCUUUCCAUCGAAAUCACCCCCCCUAGUGUUGAUGCACUGUGCCAGGUGUUGCGUGCAAACCUUGGCCUGAGAGGUGGAUUUAUUUUACAAUUUGAGGACCCUGCGUUCAAGGAUCAGCUGACCAAUUUGACCGACAUCCGAGACCUUCCUGAGGAGAGAGCAACAUUGAAAGUGUUGUUCACAGCUGAUGCAGCUUGCUCGGAUUCCAAAUUGGAUUCAGCCAGCCUUCCAUCUCUCAGUAGUGGGGAAUCUGACUCCCAGCACUGGCCUGAGCCCUUCCCGAUUCCAGAGUUCUCGCAUGAUGUUGAACUCACGCUGCAAGAAGCAAAUGGAAGAUAUGCAAAAGAUGGAUCUGUGCUGGUGAUUCCUAAAGGUAUGAAAUCUGAUAUCCUGGACACACUUGCAGACAGCAUGUCAAAGAUAAGUCCUUAUCCUGAGAGGCAACACUAUGAGAAUGUUGCGAAAGCGCUUGUGGAGAAGCAUCCCAGUCUAAAAGAGCCAGGGUCUGGAAAGGGUUGGUACGGCUGGUUCCACAGCCUGAAGUUUAAGCUCGGAAACUAUCGACAGAAGUUAAGUGCAGCUGGAUGCCCAGAGGUGAGGGUCAACAAAAGAAAAGGAGAAGAAGCCAAGGGACCACGUAUGAAGAAGUCAAAGAAGGGCGAGGUCCACUUCUGUCCAGAUCCCCCUGAAGGACUAAGUGAUGAAGACAUGGAAGAAAAGCGGAUGUUGAUGGAGGUGGAAGUGCUCAAAAAAGACCCAGAUCACCAGCAGAUAGAUGAGCUGAUGUCUGCCACGUUCUCCAAGCGCAGAAAGGAGAUCGUAGGGGAUCAACCUCUCAUUGGGGAUGUCAUAGCUAGAUGGCCGGCCAUGUUCUGUGAGAGACAGGUUCGGACAGAGUUCAAAAGAGUCGUAAGAAUAGACCUUCUCGAGUCGUUCCUCGAUGGACUUGACGACCUGGCACCACGACUGCUGGAAGUGUACGAAGCUGCGACCAAGUCGGCAAAGAUGCCUGCACUGAAAGCCAUUUUGGACUGUCUGAAGAAAGAUGACACAAACGACAGGAGAAGGAUUGCUGCUCUGCUGGGUCUGCCACACUAUCUAAGAGAAGAGCCAUCAGACAUCAUCAGGAUGUGUGACGCCCAUGGUGAGACUCUGGCUGCAGCCAUGGAGGGGAUGCAACUUGGCCUGUUGAUAGGCCAUGAAGGUGACAACCAGGAUGCCUUUCCACGUGAGGUCUUCAAUGUGGCAGUUGUGGUUGAGGAGACUGUUGUGCUUCACAACUUCAAGGAUGUGCCAUCCAGCUUUGCCAUGCUUUUGGGGAUCAUCUACUGCGUUAACCUUGAGUAUCCACGAGCCAUGAAGUAUUCCUUUGAGUUCCUUCAGAGGGUAGUGAAGAUCAAACCAGAUCAAGCCUCUGCCAGAGUCCACGGCAUCCGAAACAAGCUCCUGAGAUAUAAUUUGUAAACCAUGCCCCACCUGAGAAUAGGAUUGGAAUUCAUUUUUUUCUGUUGACAUGCGUUCCAAAUUUGAAGGCAAAAGCACUUAAGCAAACAGGAGAGGAGCCCUGAUUUUUUUGUUGGACUGAAAACAUUUAAUUCUGAAUAUUGUUCAAAUAAUGGGGUCAAAAGUAUACUGUAUUCAAGUUUCAAAUAUUUGUAAACAACCAGCUGCAGUCUGAAGUUUUAGAUUUGUUUGUGUUUGGGGUUCAGCACAGCUUUUGGUAUAAGUUAGCUGGAUCUGUGAGAUUAAUGUUUUUAAGGUUUUUUAAAUGUUAACAUUUAAAACCUGUUCAAUAUUUCAGUGUUGUAAGGAAAAAAGCUAAUGCUUUUAAAAGAAUUUAUUUUCUUUUGGGUUAAUAUGAAUAGUGUUCAGUACAGCUUUGGGUGACCUAAUGGGCAUAUGACAAGCAGAGGGCUGUGCACGUGCAUAUAGAAGGUGAGAUGUUUCCUGCAGUAAUCAUCAGUCAACUUAACCUCAUUAGGUCACACAACAAUAACAAUGAUAAACAACUUAGAUGACAGGCAGUGAUUUUAUUUUUUUUGGAGGUGCUGAAUAUAGAUAUCUAUACUGCUGUAUGUGUCUAUUGGUCUAUCUAGCCUAGAUUCAGCAUGACCAACUUCUUGGUUGACAACAGGCACUGCAGACAACUGCAGGAAACACUUCCCAUCAUCCACCUUCUAUACACACACUGAGAAAUACUUGUGGAGUCUGCUUGGGAUACCCCCUCAUAGUGUAAGCUCACACGAAACCCUUCUAUUUAUCUUAGCCUCAUUAUGUGACCCACAGCCAACUGAAGUUUGGUAUUGAUUACAAUUUUGAGAUGAUUUCAUGAUUGAAGUGUUUAUGUAUAGC